Messenger RNA from Labrus bergylta (ballan wrasse), 1706 nucleotides. RefSeq names its product secreted phosphoprotein 1 (gene spp1). NCBI's taxonomy places the organism in Eukaryota, Metazoa, Chordata, Actinopteri, Labriformes, Labridae. The record is from RefSeq and is a predicted model, not a curated record. Gene Ontology annotation, biological process: ossification; cell adhesion.
GGAGGCUGGAUUCAGGCAGCAGCAUCACAGCAAACAACAUCCAGGAAACCCAGGAGAUAAACUAUAGAGGAUCCACAUCGGCACAGCAACCUGUUUUUGCUACACAAAAACUUCUGAAACUUCCUACGACUGCAACAAGACACCAAACUGUGACACAAUGAAAGUUGCUGUUAUUUUCGUUCUGCUGUUUGCCACAGUUCUCUGCCGACCGGCAAGAAAAGAAAGCAGUUCAGAGAGCUCAGAGGAAGUGGUGAGACGACCAGCAGCUCAACCCAGUAGGAAACAAGCAGUACUGGUUCCACAGACCCGUGCAGCACCAGUACAGAAUGUUGUUGCAGCAGUGGCUGCCAGCUCAGAUGAGAGCAUAGACAGUUCAGAUGAAGACGAGCAGCAGGCAGAGGCUCCAGUCGAGGUGAAAUCUGACAGCUCGGCCACGGCUUCAACAAAUACAGCCUCUGUGAACAGCAAGGACAGUGAAGACAGCGACGACGAUGAUGAUGAAACAGAGGAAAGUGAAACCGAAGAAGACGAGGAUGAGUCUGACAGCUCAGAGUCUGGCGAGUCUUCCACCACUGUGCCCUCCACCUUGACCCCUGUGAUCGUCACAGAGGAGCCAGUUCCUGAAACGACUGAGGCACCAAUCGCACCUACCAUCGUCACAGACGAGGAAGCAUCCCGUGGCGACAGCUUCGGAGGAUACCCCAGUGACUACAAGUCCAUUAUCUAUGUGGAGGACAAAUCCUACCAAAAGGUUCCUGGUCCCUACAAGUCCUACGAGUUUGUCAACACCGGAAAGAAGAUGGCCUAUGAUAUGACAGAGGGCAAUGAUGUGGAGAAAUCCCUGCAGGUGUACAAGGCUAUUCACGUCCACCCUGAUCUCUUGGAGGAGGACACAAGCACCCCUGAGGUAGAGAGCCAGGGCCUGGAUGCAUCCUCUGGUACCGCUCAGGACCAGGCUGUCAACGACCGCCAGGCAGCCCUGCCAGAGGAGGCUAGUGCCAGCGACGCCACCACCAGCGAGAGCUCCAGCACCCCAGAAGAAGAGGACGAGAGCGCCAGCACGGCCAGUGACAGUCCAAGUGCCAGCGAGGAGUCAGAGGAUGAGGAGAGCCAGAGCAGCGAGGAGGCCACUGCCACACCUGGAGCUGCUGACAGCGACUCGGAUGAGAGCACUGAGAGUGACUCGGAUGAAGAUGGGGCAGUACCUGACAUCACCACUGACGUGCCAGUGGUCAUCACUGCCAAAUAAACCCCACCCAUUCAUGGAGCGCAUGCUGCAUCCAGAAGCAAAGAACAAACCCUUCCAAAGACACUUUUCACUGCAUGGCAAAACAAGGACAAUCUAGUUAAGUCUUAUUGAUUGGAGUGUAUUCAGACAAUUUCUGUGACAGUCUAGGAAUGUUUUUGGAAACAGAAUUUUUGUUCACCUCGGUUAUAUAUAAAUGUAUUCAUCCUACAACCCAUGGUCCUGGUAGUUUCCUUUUUUGACCCUGCGGUGUAACGGACAACUGCUACCUGCAACAGGAAGACAAUUGACCUCGCAACCUUUUCCAACUCCCCUCCCCAAUUUGUUACUGCUAUGUAUAAGGUCAAAACUGAAUAAAAAAAGACAAACAAUGUUGCGCCGUUAAAUCUACACCAGCACAACACUGCCUUCAAUCAUGAAUUUAUAACUGCAAUGCAAACUUUAAUUAAAAAAAAAAAAA